This is a messenger RNA of Calliphora vicina (urban bluebottle blowfly), 1147 nucleotides long. RefSeq lists its product as uncharacterized. The transcript has 2 exons. NCBI's taxonomy places the organism in Eukaryota, Metazoa, Arthropoda, Insecta, Diptera, Calliphoridae. The coding region runs from base 166 to 462 and encodes 98 amino acids. The record is from RefSeq and is a predicted model, not a curated record.
CAACUACAAUAGUUGCAGCUUUGAAAGCAGCAGAGAGAAGUUGAUUCGCCAUUUUUUCUCAUUGUGAUUGUAUUCGAUAGUCAGUCAUACAACAAAAAGAUACUUUUGGAUAUUCUUCCCCUCUCCACUUCGGACUAAACAUAUUUUUUCGUUGUUCUUAUUAAAAUGGAUAUGGCAGGCGGUAUACACGAUCCCAAGUGGAGUUUGGAACGUAGGGAAUCGUCUGGUUUCUUAGUAUGGCGCAAAGAGUCCCCCAGUUCCAGAAUACGUUUCCGUUUGGAUGUUGAGGUUUUGGAAUUUGAAAAACAUCCACACGAAGAUUACGAUGAUUAUCAUCACGAUAACGGCCUGACAAUCGGCAAUAUAUCUUCAACUGUAAUGCUGUGUGCCUCCUGUAUAGCAGCAGUAGCUGUCAGUGUAUUCCUACCCUGGUAUUUAAUGGAAAAGGCUGCCAAUUUUUGAAUACGGAAACAUAGUGUAGCGUAAACAGCUUUCAAAUUUAAAUUAUCAACAUGUUUGUGAACUAUGUAUUCAAGAAAGAUGAAAAAGAACUGAUAUUUGUAACUUGUAGAGUGGGUGACUGACAGGAACAGGGUUUUGCCUUAAAAUGUUAUUGUAGAACUAUUUAGAUGGGAUAAUUCCCAUACAUACAUAUAUUUUUUUACAUUUACUUGCAAUCAGAAGAAGUUUUUGUUGCCUCAAGGGCUAAAAAAUCUAACGAAAUGUUGUAUUGUAUUUGUAUUAUAUCUAAAUCUAUAUCGAUGAGUAUGAGUAUGAAAGUGUGAUGUGUCUGUGAUGGAAGUAACCUAGUUAUGAUUAGUUAGUAAUUUUAUUUUAUAUUUAUAACCUAAAUAUGUAGUUUAUAAAUACAUACAUACAUAUAUACUUACUUAUGUACCAUAUAAUUAUUCAUACAUAUAUUAGUUAUAUACUUACUUAUACUACAUACAUAUAUAGUUGUUAAUUAAAUGUCAAUCAUGUAUAAAAUAUCAAUUUUAUAAAUUUUCUACUCUAAUUUUAUUAGUAAGUAAAGUUAGUCAAAACUGCCCCAAGUUGUAAAAUAUUUAUCCAAAAAUUUAUAUAUAAAGUUAUAAACAAAUAUAAAGGUUUUAAUAAACAUACAUACAUAUAAAAUUAAUUACUAAAA